UCUAGCGACAUUCUCACGUGUGGAAACGGGAUGGUUUUACACGCUUAGUCACAGAUAAUGUGUGUUUAUCAGAUAAGCUUCAAAUGCUAUCUUUAACAUUUUUAUAAUAUUAAUUCUUUGUAAAUAACAUCGGAGUUUAAAAAUGUCAGGUUCAGUUUUAUUAUCAUUGCACCAAGAGCUCAAGCAAUGCUUUGCGGUUCUGAAAGCGAAUAAAGCCGUGUGGGACAGUGCGCUGGCGGACUGCGAGCCUCUCCUGAGCUCUAUAGGGAACAUUGCAGUGCAGUUAAAGGCUUUGAAACACGUCCAGCUCGCAAACACUCCUCUCGCUAGUUUCCCUGGUUUACAGGAACGCCUUCAUUGCAAACUCUCUCUGGCUGUGGAUACAGCGCUCGGGAAACUAGCAGAGAACAUGGACGCCCUCCAGCGAGUGCGAGAUGCCGUCGGCCAGCAGGUUUCGGCUGUUUUCCAGCUCUAUGAGAGAAACACACAGACUCUUGACGUCGCUGCAUGUGUGUCCAGAUCAGCCGCGUUUCCCUCCAUCUCAGACAUGCUAGAGUGGCUCCAGGAUUCAGAACGACACUUUCGUAUGCAAUUAGUGCGCAGAAGGACGCUCCUGCAGACGCUGACACCCAGUGACCUCGUGUUGAUGGAAACGGCACCGAAGCAAUGGCAAUGUCUUCACUCCGCAAGCGGAGAACAGAGAAUCGCAGAUUCAUUGAGUCAAGUAUCAUUCUUCAUGGAGACUGAAUGAAUCUCGGCUGUGUGAUUAUCCAGAGCUCAUUUCCACAGUAUCGCAACAAAGGAUCUGUAAAGAGAGUUUGUCAUCCGGAUACACAUGCAGUGCUUCUACUUCCAUGGAGCUCACAUUUUAAUAUUCUUUGCAGGACUGUACAUCAGCAUCACUGUAAGAGCAGGGCACUAUUUUAAUAAAUCUGGUUAUUUAACCCUCUGGU
Messenger RNA from Pimephales promelas (fathead minnow), 953 nucleotides. RefSeq names its product AFG2 interacting ribosome maturation factor (gene airim). Gene Ontology annotation, cellular component: cytoplasm; nucleus. Lineage: Eukaryota; Metazoa; Chordata; Actinopteri; Cypriniformes; Leuciscidae. The record is from RefSeq and is a predicted model, not a curated record.